Messenger RNA from Pneumocystis carinii B80, 1132 nucleotides. RefSeq lists its product as hypothetical. Gene Ontology annotation, cellular component: nucleus. Gene Ontology annotation, molecular function: zinc ion binding; sequence-specific DNA binding. Lineage: Eukaryota; Fungi; Ascomycota; Pneumocystomycetes; Pneumocystales; Pneumocystaceae. Gene Ontology annotation, biological process: regulation of transcription by RNA polymerase II; spermatogenesis; oocyte development. The record is from RefSeq and is a predicted model, not a curated record. The coding region runs from base 47 to 1087 and encodes 346 amino acids. The transcript is spliced from 3 exons.
UUAGAAGCAUUGAUUUGUGGUUGUAUUUUUCCUAGAGAGAAAUAGCAUGUGUACACCGGAUAUUAGAGCAGAUCAGUCUGCAUUGCGUUUUCAUUCACGAAAACAAUCCUCACCCUUAAGAUCAGCACAAACUAAAUAUACAUCAGAUAUGAUGUAUGACUAUAUGGAUGAUACGGAGCCCGGGGUUGUUUUUAAGUUCCGGUUUUUAUGGCCCUUUAAUCGAAGAGAUGUACGUCAACUAUCGUCUUCAUCAAGUAUUUCUUCCAGUAGUGACCAUGAUAAUGAAUCGGUUUUUAAGUCACCAUCGUAUUCUCAUUCUUCCAACUCUUUAUCAUGUAACGUGAGUUCAUUCCCAUGUUUACUUGGUCAAAUUAUCGAUCAUGAGCGGCAAAAACGAUCUAAAUUGCCACAUGAUUUAUUCGAGUUUGAGGAUGAUACUAAGCGGGCAUCUGGCGCAAUCAUAUUGGCCAGUAAACGGCUUCAAUGUGUCGUAAAAGACAAUGAAGGCAAAAGGCCUGUAAAUUCUACAAAUAGCGAAUCUGGACGUAAGAAAUUAAAGUCUCCUUUUAUUUAUCAUGUUUCGUUGGGCGUUUCUUCCGCAUAUCCAGAUACAGAUUUGGAAUUUUGGAGGAAUAAUCUGCAAAAACAGAUGCGCCUUAGACGUCGUAAUGCUUGUCGAGUUUUUAAGAAAACCAAUAAACAAACGAUAACGGCAUCUCCUAAACUUCGUUCUCGAUCAGUUACUUCUAAGGCAUCUGUUACUAAAGUUACUGAUUUUCAACCGUCUCCAAUUACACCGUCAAAUUCUGUUUCGAAUGCGACAGGGCAGGCUUCUGUUCCCGAACGGCGUUGUAUAUCAUGUGGAUGUUCUAGCACACCAUGUUGGAGACCAAGCUGGUACGGAAAUACGGGAUUGCUAUGUAAUAGCUGUGGUUUAAGGUACAAGAAAAUAGGUGUACGCUGUUUGAACAAAAAUUGUCGGCACAUUCCUUUACGUUCAGAAUUUAGGGAAAUGAAAAGCAGAGUGAGUGGCGAUUCCACGAUUGAUUGCAUUAAAUGUGGAGGUGAAGUAAAAAUCAGAGGCUAGGACUUUGAUAGGUCGUUCUGGAACGUUAUCGUAAGUCCUUAGCUU